Pseudonaja textilis is the source of this 1009-nucleotide messenger RNA. It is a transcript of the gene MARCHF11, whose product is annotated as membrane associated ring-CH-type finger 11. Lineage: Eukaryota; Metazoa; Chordata; Lepidosauria; Squamata; Elapidae. Gene Ontology annotation, biological process: protein ubiquitination. Gene Ontology annotation, molecular function: ubiquitin-protein transferase activity; zinc ion binding. The record is from RefSeq and is a predicted model, not a curated record.
AUGAGCUCUGGUGGGGGAGACGGUGGUAGCCCCGGCGACGGGGACCUACCGCGGCAAAACACCACCUCGCCUUCUGUGCCGCCUGGGACAGCAGCUGGGAAAGCGACUGGAGUCCCGCCCGGGCCGGGCCCCAGUAACCGCUCCGCGAAGGGCGGGACUGGCCAGAGUGAGAAACCCGAGACCCGCUCGGUGUGUAGUAACAGCAGCUGGGAAGCCGGCGGGGGCGGUGCCGGCCCCAUCUGCAAGAUCUGCUUCCAGGGCGCUGAGCAGGGUGAGUUGCUAAAUCCUUGUCGCUGUGAUGGCUCUGUAAGAUAUACACAUCAACUCUGCCUACUGAAGUGGAUCAGUGAAAGAGGAUCAUGGACUUGUGAACUCUGCUGCUACAGAUACCAUGUUAUAGCAAUUAAAAUGAAAAGGCCUUGCCAGUGGCAGAGCAUUACUGUAACACUGGUUGAGAAGGUACAGAUGAUUGCUGUAAUUUUGGGAUCAUUAUUCUUAGUAGCAAGUGUAACUUGGCUUCUGUGGUCAGCCUUCAGUCCCUAUGCAGUAUGGCAAAGAAAGGACCUCCUUUUUCAAAUCUGCUAUGGGAUGUAUGGUUUUAUGGAUCUAGUAUGCAUAGGACUUAUUGUACAUGAAGGUGCAUCAGUUUGCAGAGUAUUUAAGCGUUGGAGGGCUGUCAAUUUGCACUGGGAUGUACAAAAUUAUGACAAAGCAACAGACAUAGAAGAGAGCACUCAAGGAGAAUCCUCCACAGCUAGGACUUUGUGGCUACCACUAAAUGCAUUGAGAAACAGAAAUUUAGUUCAUUCAACACAGUUAACUUCACCAAGAUUUCAAUGUGGCUAUGUUUUAUUACAACUCUUCAGUCGAAUGAGACCUCCAGAGGAUUCAUCAGAUGACAACAGUUCUGGGGAGGUUGUUAUGAGAGUGACUUCAGUGUAAAAGUUAUGAUCAUUUUGCUUUAUACACAAGGACAUUUUGCCCAGAACUUGUGAAAUAUUCUAGAAUG